CAGCUCUUCCUUUCUUUUACCCACUUAAACUCUAGAACUAAGAUCCAACUCUGUCCUUUCUUCCACUCAUCAUAACCACAAAAAUGAAGUUACUUAGGAUUCUCCUGGUACUUGUUCUUGUAAUGGCUCUAAUCUUCACUGUUGCUGCAUUACCAACAGAACAAGACCAAGAACAAGAAGAUACGGAUUAUGACUUGUCUGAACAGUCUUACGAUGAAGCAAACGAAUUCAGCUCUGAACAUAGAUUUGGCCGCAUUCUUGCUCAGAAGAAAUUAAGAAAAGCUCGUCGCGUGAGAUGCAAUAAGUUCCCUAGGAUUUGUCAUGCCAAAGGAAGUCCAGGGCCUUAUUGUUGCAAGAAGAAGUGUGUGAAUGUCUUGACUGAUCGCCUUAACUGUGGAGCCUGUGGAAAGAAGUGUAAAUAUAAUCAAAUGUGUUGUAAUGGCAAAUGUAUCAACCCAUUCUUCAAUAGGAGGCACUGUGGAGGUUGCAACAAUAGGUGCAACAGUGGAGAAUUUUGUGCUUUUGGACUUUGCAAUUAUGCAUAGAAUACAAAUGCUGCUGAAGGUUCAAAUUUUUUUAUCGAUGAGAGAUACAAAUUCGUUUGUAGUUGACAAAAAAAAUUAAUAAUUAAGCCAUUUCAUAGUUUAUGAUGUUAAUCCAUGGGGAUAAUGUAUGAUUUAUAAGCUCAUUUUUUUUAGCAAGUCAAAAUCUAAUAAUCUUAAUCGAUUCACAAAAAAAAAGAAAAAAACAAGUAUUUGAUUGGUUUAAUUUAAAACCGAAUCAAAUAAGAUACUAAUAAACUAAAUUAAAUCGAAUAAAAUAUAAAUUUAGAUUAAUAUUUUUUACUAAUAAAAAUAAUUGGUUAUUUUUUUAUUUAGCUGAAAAUUUCAGAUUCCUAAAAAAUUAACCGAACUAAACUGAUUUGUUAAUAAACAUAUGAAAGAGUCGGUUUUAUUUCAGUUCCUUGUUUGGUUUUCUCAGUAUUUUGCUCACCACUUACUUUCUGAGACUUGUUAUAUAUGGUUUUGAUAGUCUACUAGGAAUUGGAUAGGAUUAACACAAGCUGCUGGUUUGUUUGGUACUGCAGGAGUGUGUUGGCUUAAAUGUCAGCUUGGUUAAAUGAUAUGAUUUAUUGGCCUUCUGACUUUGCCAAUUUAGUAGUUUGCUCUAGAAGGGUCUUAUGCCUAUGGGGGCAAGUUCUUGUAUUCUCUUUUGGGCUAAUGUCUUGUUUCAAGAUGUGUUGACCUUGUUUUUUGUAUGGUCUGGGGGUAUUUUUCCACUUGCUAUGAGGAUCCCAUCUUAUUGUUGAAAAAUAUAGGGAAUUUUGGUCUUGGUUAGUUGACUCCUCUCUUGCAAGCUUACCCUCAUACUACUGAGUGCUUGGCUUAUCCACAUUCUUUUUC
Molecule: messenger RNA, 1403 nt
Organism: Ricinus communis (castor bean)
Lineage: Eukaryota; Viridiplantae; Streptophyta; Magnoliopsida; Malpighiales; Euphorbiaceae
Product: stigma-specific STIG1-like protein 1
Exons: 1
Coding region: 84-545 (153 amino acids)
Source: RefSeq, a predicted model, not a curated record